Molecule: messenger RNA, 594 nt
Organism: Fraxinus pennsylvanica
Lineage: Eukaryota; Viridiplantae; Streptophyta; Magnoliopsida; Lamiales; Oleaceae
Source: the annotation of a GenBank genome assembly
AUGCCUCCAUCCUGGGAUAAAUGCCUCUAUUUCUCUCAGGAUGGAGGCAUUUCUUCAUGCUUGGAUGGAGGCAUGAAGAAAUGCCUCCAUCCAAGGAUGGAGGCAAGGAGAAAUGCCUCCAUCUUGGGAGAAAUGGAGGCAUUUCUCCAUGGAUGGAGGCAUGAAGAAAUGCCUCCAAGCUUGGAUGGAGGCACUUCUCCUUGCCGAGGCAUUUCUCCUUGCCUCCAUCUUUGGAUGGAAGCAAGGAGAAGUGCCUCCAUCCACUACACUUUUCCAUUGGAGGUUGAAUGUACCAUACCGAAAGAUGAUGGCACCUUGGCAUCAUUUGUGAGGUUCAAGACAAUGGAUUGGAUCUUAGAUGAGUAUUCAAAAUUUCAUGGGUAUUUCCCUGCAAUAGUAACUGGAAAACCUACUGAUCUUGGUGGAUCUCUUGGAAGAGAUGCAGCUACAGGAAGAGGUGUCCUCUUUGCAACUGAGGCCCUGCUUAAAGAGAGUGGGAAGAGCAUUGCUGGUCAACGUAUUGCUGUGCAGGGUGUUGGUAUCUUAUUAUCAGGGUUGUAUGGAACUCGGAAUGGAUCAUCUGUGUCUAUGUAA